Closterium sp. NIES-65 is the source of this 936-nucleotide messenger RNA. NCBI's taxonomy places the organism in Eukaryota, Viridiplantae, Streptophyta, Zygnematophyceae, Desmidiales, Closteriaceae. The record is from the annotation of a GenBank genome assembly.
AUGCUGGCAGUGGGUCGACAGCCAGUGGUGGUUCACAUUGAGGCUUCUGCUCUGAGUUUUGCACAAUAUGACGGGACCUUCAAGUACCAGGAUCCUAGUUGCUACACCGGCAGACUGAACCAUGUUGUACUCGUUAUCGGAUACUUCAUCUUGAGAAAUGACGGCAGCCAAAAUCGCAUAGCGCCUCCAUUUUGGAUCAUCCGCAACUCGUGGGGAGUGGAGUGGGGUGACCGGGGCCACAUGCGCAUGGACAUUCAGGGAGGGGAUGGCGUGUGUGGCAUCAACGUGCUGCCUGGCAUCUACCCCAUUGUCAAGAUGGAUGUGUGUGGGUCUGACUUGAAAAACCCAUGCUACGUGGGCGCUUGCAUCAACGACGGCAAGGGCUCCUACUCCUGCAUCUGCCCCCCCAACUACGGCGACACAUGCUGGUCCAUCAGUGCACAGCUGUUCCUCACCACCAGCAACCUCACGGCACUCAAUCUCGGCCUUGACUACUCUGAGCCCAUCAAGGCGGGCCGCUCUCUGUGCGUCGAGCGCAACGCCACCUUCGCCUUCACUGUGCCUCGGUGCCUACGUUACGGCGUGCUUACAGCACAAGACACGUGUGAACGCCUGCUGCUGGAGGCGGGGAGUGAGGACGACCCAACGGGGGCUGGGAACGUGAACGCUGUGCGCUGGGCUGAGCUGUACCGCAACAAUCCCGGCCUCAUCUGCUCGAGUGUCAUCCCGGUCUCCGCCUCUGCUGUUGGCAGCAACACUGGCGUGCAGGUGAGAGGUGGAGGUGAACUGGGUUGGGGGCGCAAGAGAUGGGAGGGAAAUGGAGGGAAGAUUGGUGGAUGGACUAAACGUAUACUUGAUGGAUGUUGGGGCAAGGAGUCAUUUCUCAUAUGCCAGCGUGGUGUUUUUUCCAACUAUUUGCCCUUGAUUGCCCGUUGA